Messenger RNA from Entrophospora sp. SA101, 489 nucleotides. The record is from the annotation of a GenBank genome assembly. Lineage: Eukaryota; Fungi; Glomeromycota; Glomeromycetes; Entrophosporales; Entrophosporaceae.
AUGUUAUCAAUUUCACCUGAUAGAAUUGGCCAUGCAACACAUCUUGAUCCAGAUUCUAAAAAAUAUUUAGCUGAAAAUCCAAUACCUAUAGAAAUGUGUAUGACAUCUAAUAUAUUAUUAAAUUCUGUUAAAAGUUAUCAAGAACAUCAUAUUAAAGAUUUUCUGUUUAUUAAAUAUCCAUGUUGUCUUUCUACUGAUGAUAAAGGUGUUUUCUUUUCUGAUCUUUCUGAUGAGUAUGCAAUAGCUGCUUCAACUUUUUCAUUAACACAACAACAACUUUAUGAACUUUCAUAUCAAUGCAUUGAUUGUAUAUUUGAUAAUGAUGUAACUAAAGAACAUUUGAAAACAUUGUGGAAAGCUGUUUGGAAUGUAGAAAAGCGCAGAAGAAGUGCAGCGAAGAAACUCCUUGUAAAAGAUGCGUUAGAAGUAACAGCCACUGCAAUAAAGAUUGGAUUUCGAACAAAAGAGGAAGAAAACCAAAUUGUUUAG